GGUUAAGGCUAGAAUCCUGCUACCUGCACCUUUGCAUAGGGUGGACUUCGAAUAAGGAAGACUUGAAAUGCAUGGCUACGAGGAACAACCCGAGGGGGCAAGCGCCGGUGACGUCCAUAGGGGAUAGCCAGGUUGCAUCUCGGGGCUUGAGAGGCGGUAGGAGAGGCCGUGGAGGCCGUGGAGACUGCGGAAGCCGUGGAGGCCGUGGAGGUCAUCGGGCUCAAACCAUGAGCGAUGGACAUGUUAGCUCGGUGCACGGAACUCACACCGAGGAUUAUGACUCUACAUAUGUUCCCGAGACGGAACAUGAGGAGACCCCAUACGAUGGGGGUGACACAUACACUAAUGAGGACAAUGAUGAAAGUGAUGCCAAAUUCGCCCAGAUGGGUGAAUUGUUUGAGUGGUAUCAAAAGGAAAAGAUGAGGAGAGAUCUUAGGCGCCAAGCUAGGCGUGCCUCUCAGGGAGUUUCGGGUCAGGGAAGCCGGGGGGCUUCAGUGGCCAUUGCUGUGGCGACGCAG
This is a messenger RNA of Cuscuta epithymum, 518 nucleotides long. The record is from the annotation of a GenBank genome assembly. NCBI's taxonomy places the organism in Eukaryota, Viridiplantae, Streptophyta, Magnoliopsida, Solanales, Convolvulaceae.